Messenger RNA from Pyrgilauda ruficollis (rufous-necked snowfinch), 2939 nucleotides. Its product is annotated as claudin-8-like. The record is from RefSeq and is a predicted model, not a curated record. Bases 172 to 825 code for a protein of 217 amino acids. NCBI's taxonomy places the organism in Eukaryota, Metazoa, Chordata, Aves, Passeriformes, Passeridae. Gene Ontology annotation, cellular component: plasma membrane; bicellular tight junction. Gene Ontology annotation, molecular function: structural molecule activity. Gene Ontology annotation, biological process: cell adhesion; bicellular tight junction assembly. The transcript has 2 exons.
GGGAUUUCAAAGCACAUAAAUAGCAGGGCCUCGGAGCUGCAGGAAUGGAUUUCCACCUGUCGGAGCUCCAGCCUCUCGCCAGGAACCCGACCUGCUGCCCCGGGAAACCGCUGGAGAAGCAAUUCCGCGUCCUGCGGUCCAUGGCUUGUGUGAGUGGGUGACCCUGGCAGCAUGGCGUGCUGCGUGCUGCAGAUCGCCGGGCUGAUCUUGGGCGGCGCGGGCAUGGUGGGCACGCUGGCGGCCACCGCCAUGCCCCAGUGGAGGGUGUCUGCCUACGUGGAGGGCAACAUCGUGGUGUUCGAGAGCAUCUGGGAGGGGCUGUGGAUGGACUGCAUCAGCCAGCUGGGCCUCAGGCUGCAGUGCAAGUUCUACGACUCGCUGCUGGCGCUGCCGCCGCCGCUGGAGGCCUUGCGGGCCCUCAUGUGCCUGGCGGCGGCGCUGGCCGUGCCGGCCUUCCUGCUGGCCAUCACUGGGGUCAAGUACAGCCAGCGCCGCACGGAGGGGCCCGGGGCCGUCAGCACCUUCGUCCUGGCGGCCGGGAUGGCCUUCCUGCUGACGGGCACGCUGGUGCUGGUCCCGGUGUCCUGGGCCGGGGGCAGCGUCAUCCGCGACUUCUACGACCCCGAGGUGCCGGCGCCGCUGAAGCGGGAGCUGGGGGCUGCGCUCUACGUGGGCUGGGCCAGCGGUGCCCUGCUGCUGGCCGCAGGAGCCAUGUACUGCCUCUGCUGGUGCUGGGCCGGCCCGGCUGCCGGGCACAGCUACCCACGGCUGGCCCGGGCGGCGCGGCCGGGAGCGCCGGCCCUGGCCGUCCAUGCCUACGUGUAGCUGCUGGCCCCGGCACCGAGAGCUCUGGGCUGCACGGAACCCUAAGGAUCGUCCCAUUCCAGCCCCUGCCGUGCCAGGGACACCUUCCACCAGCCCAGGGUGCUCCAAGCCCCGUCCAGCCUGGCUUUGGACACCGCCGGGGAUCCAGGGGCAUGCUGUGAUCUUCCUACUUGACGUGUGCUGAUUGACUUCCUAAUUUACCUCCAGGAGGAGUAAUUUUGUUGCUUUGCUCUUUGCCGGUGACUCGGAUCUCGGAUGCCUGGCAGGACCUGUUCUCACGCAGGCGCUUGGUUAGAGCACAGUCUGCAUUUCUUUGGGAAUGAGGAACGGCGUGGGACAGCAGCAGUCAGCAGGCUCUCGGGGAAGAUGAGCAGCCCGUGCUGGGCUGGAGCGAAGGAGCUGCUGUGCGGCACCCAGUGCCCUGCCAGACCCCUGAGGGGCAGCCCUUGGGAGUGGAGUGUCCCUAAGGAGUGAGUGCCCUGGGAGAAGCCUGGAGCUGGCAGCAGGGCUCGGUGAACAGAGAAGCCUCCAGCUUGCAGUCCUGGCACAGAGAUGUUUGUGCUGCCCCAGCAGAGGCCUCUGGGACUGUCCAUGGAUUUCCCUGAUGCUUGUGGAGCUGCUGUAUCCUCCUCAUCUCCUCUGCAGGGCACGGGACGUGGCUCAUGGAACAGAUUUUUAACCAUUCCCCAGUGCUGGCUUCCCUGCUGCUUGCCACCCCUCCUGCUCUGUAGGCAGCUCCUCCUCCUCUGCAGAGCCCGGCGCAGGCCAGGAAUGAGCCCACAUGCUCAGGAAGCCCUGUGCCCAUGCAAAGUGUAAUUUCCAGCCAGGGAAGGCACAGGCAGUCCCCACCUGCCCCUCGGAGCACACAGCUGCUGCCCACGGCUCCCAGCACGCCCAAAAAGCCAAGCCCUGACCUUGCUCCAGCUGCUCCGUGCUUGCCAGGCUGCCUUGGGAAUGCAGCCUGAUCCUGUCUGUCUGUCCUGCAGGAUCCUACAGCAUUUGCAUGGUCUGGAAUUGUAGUGUUCCCAGCUGAAAGCCUUGGAGGCUCCAUGUCAGUGCUGAUCAAAAGAGGAGCUCAGACAGAGUCUCUGAGCUCAGACAACCCCGUGCUCGUGUGUGGGCUUGGAGCCCAGCCCUGAUCCCAAGGGCAGAGCCAGAGCCAUGUCCGGGGCUGAGUGGCACACGUGGCACUUUCUGGGGAUGUGGUGGAGCAUUUUAGGCUCUCAGGAAUACGUCUAAGAGCGUGUGGCACUAACAUUUCAGAGUUUGCUGCAGGAGCAGCUGCCUCAGGUGGAGCUGAUCUGCGGGACAGGGAACCGGGGGUUGCUUGAGCAGAGCUGGAAUUCCCGCAUCGUGGAUUCUGGUGGGGAAAAGCCCCCUUAGAGGAUCAGUGGAUGUUUAAUGUCUGCAUACAAAGGGAUUUGGCACUGAGGGGGUGCAUGUGUGCCUGCUGAGGGACACAGAGCUUCUCCUCUUCCUCUGCCCUGUUCAGAUGCUCUGGGAGCAGGAGCAGGAAAAGGAAGCUGUAAGACUUUAGCAAAAACCCUGCAGUUGGAUUUUGCAACUGACCUGCUGCUGUGGAUGAGUUUUCUGAGGGCAACAGGAAAAGUUUGGCUGGUGGAGGAGCUGGGACACAUCCCCACGCCCAGGGCUGUGCCUGCUCUGGCACAUCUCCUGCUCCUGCUGGGUUUUAUCCAGCCAGAGCCCGUGCCCAGUGACCCUGAGCGCCCAGGGGCAUUCCUGGAGCUCACCUGGAUGCUGAAGUGUCCUUCCAUGAGGCAGGUGAGGAUGCUCAGGAACAAGAGCAAAGGCUUUUCUUUGGGAGGGAAGGAGCCCUGUGUGCUCCAGGAGGGGCCUGGAAGCAGGGUGGGAAUAAUCCCGGUGUGCCUUGUGUCAGGUUCCUGGGGCUGCUCUCCUGCAGGGGCGAAGCUGCCCUGGUGCUCCGUGCUCACAGCCCCAGCUGGCAGAGCCUUCAGCCUCCCUGCACUGCUGGGAAAUAACUGAUUAAAUACUGUGGGUAAAUCUCUGCUGUGAUGUCCUGGUGUCUUUUUAUGCUUUGGUGUUUGGUGAUUGCAGGACAAAGUGACUUUGGAAACAAACGUGUCUAGCUGAGC